Falco peregrinus (peregrine falcon) is the source of this 2155-nucleotide messenger RNA. RefSeq names its product thymidine kinase 1 (gene TK1). The record is from RefSeq and is a predicted model, not a curated record. Gene Ontology annotation, molecular function: ATP binding; thymidine kinase activity. The transcript is spliced from 7 exons. The coding region runs from base 47 to 721 and encodes 224 amino acids. Gene Ontology annotation, biological process: thymidine metabolic process. NCBI's taxonomy places the organism in Eukaryota, Metazoa, Chordata, Aves, Falconiformes, Falconidae.
AGUCAGUCGGUCGGUCGGUCGGUCGGUCGGUCGGUUGGUCGGAGCGAUGAACUGUCUCACGGUGCCCGGCGUCCACCCCGGCUCGCCCAGCCGCCCGCGCGGGCAGAUCCAGGUGAUCUUCGGACCCAUGUUCUCUGGGAAGAGCACGGAGCUCAUGCGGCGGGUGCGUCGGUUCCAGCUCGCUCAGCACCGAUGCCUGCUGGUGAAGUACACCAAGGACACGCGCUACUGCAGCUCUGGCGUCUCUACACACGACAAGAACAUCAUGGAGGCCCUGCCAGCCUGCCUUCUCAAGGACGUGUACCAGGAGGCACUGAGCUCUGCGGUCAUUGGCAUUGAUGAGGGCCAGUUUUUCCCAGACAUCGUGGAGUUCUGUGAGAUGAUGGCCAAUGCUGGGAAAACUGUCAUUGUUGCUGCUCUUGAUGGGACUUUUCAGAGAAAGGCCUUUGGGAGCAUCCUGAACCUGGUGCCGCUGGCAGAGAGCGUGGUGAAGCUGAACGCCGUGUGCAUGGAGUGCUACAGAGAAGCCUCCUACACAAAGAGGCUGGGAGCAGAGAGGGAGGUUGAAGUGAUUGGAGGAGCAGACAAGUACCACUCUGUCUGCCGAACCUGCUACUUCCGCAAGAGGCCUCAGCAGCCUGGGUUGGAAAACAAGGAGAACAUGCCUAUGGGGGUGAAGCAACUGGAUAUGGCGGCCUCCUGGAAGAUCUUUGCUUCUUGACUGCUGGGCUCCCGCAUGGGGAAACAUGAGAGGAAGGAAGGUAAAUGCUGUGGCUCCCAGAUGCCAGAUCUGGCUUCCUCUGCUUUUAGCAAAACUGUUAAGUGUCUUAGCUCUACCUGUCAAACCAAGCCACUGUUCCUCUGCACCAAGUGCCAGUAAAAAGGAGUAUCAACUGGACCUGAUGCCAGGGGCAGGGGAGCUGAAAGCAGGAGCAUGACUGAAAGUGAGUUCCUCUCUCAGAACAUGUGAGAGACAGUUGUAGUUACUGAUGCUGCCAUGCAAACAGGCCCUGGAAAACUGUUACAGCGAGACAGGCUGGGGGGCUUCCAUCGCUGACCAUUGUUCUGGUCUGUGUAUGUUCAGGACUGCACCAGCGGCUGGUUCACUUGCCUGUGAAUGCAACCCUUUAUCUCUUGUGCGCUGUUGCUAAAUUCCAGGUUUCUUAAGACAAUGUACAGUAACUUAGUGUGUUAAACCCACUUCCUUUUAUAACGGAGUUUGAGGAGGGAACCCAUCCCUUGUCAUAGAGCUGUGGCACAACUUUUCAACUGACGCACGUAGCAGCACCCUGGCCCUCAGCAGCCCCUUUGAACAAUUGUGUGUGAAAAUUGUCUGUUUGCUGUUACACUUACUUGUGUUAACUGUCUUGUAAAUUUUUGUUGAAACAAAGAGGAGGAAAGGAAGGUUUGACUUGAUGGCCUGACAGUAGGCUCUUCCUAGCUUUUGAAUUUUAAAAGGGCUAGCAGUAGUCUAGUAGUAGUCUCUGCAUUAAGACAGAGUCCUUUUGGAAGAACUAGACUUGACUCCAGGAAGGGCCUUGUCUCCAAAAUUGGGAUGUUUUUGCUCAGGUCCAAGCUUCAAUGCUUAGUUACCUGUGAAGGGUUUGGAGGCUCAGGACUUAAUCUGUAAAGGUUUGGGCUACUGUGUGAAGAUGCAGCUACUUGGAAAAGGGUCUCUGUUGUCAGUGGAUGGUUCUCAGCUCUAGUCAUGUAUCUUGCUCCCUCUCGAGCCUUCCAAAAAUUCUCAAGGCUGAUUCUUCCUGUCAUAAGUUGACAGAAGGAUCCUCUUCCCGCUUUGCUUGACUUGGCUUCUAGAAAGUGGUUGGAUUUUUAUUGUUGGGUUUUUUUCCUUCUUGCAAAAGUGCUUUUCCCUGUAAGCCAAUGUCUGCAAGCUCCAAGCAGCAGCUCUUAGUUCUGGCACAGAUCUCCAUGUGCAGAUACAGUGCUCCGUUUGCCUACACCCUCCAGCUGGGAGGAAGCACCUCCCUAGAAGGUUAAAAAAGCCAUCUGAAAAUUCCUGCUCCUUCCAUGUUACUUGGUGUGAUAACAGUUGUAGUACUCACAAGUGCUUGAUUCUCAGGCCUCGGCUUUCCCCUUAGGUACAGGGAAGGCAGCGCUGUUACAGGUUUAGUUUAAUAAAAACUUAAUAAAAUUG